CGGAGAUCUACGAAAUUACGGGAAUUUACCCUACACAUAUCCAUCAUCAACCAAGAAGGAAUUUUUGUUGUUGCUAUCAACUCUAGAUAAUCUAAAACGCAAAGAUGGGCGAGAAUACAACAGUGGAAUUUGUCUGGGUUCAUUUCACGACCCACUAUAUCACUCACGAAGACAACCACACGCUGGCCAUCAGUGGAUCCAUUCCACAACUGGGAUCGUGGAAUAUUGAGCAAGCUGCUGUAGCAGCUGAAAAUCCAAAACAUCCUGGAGAAUGGAUUACCUCCAUCGAGAUUCCCGCUGAUUCAAGAUUUGAAUGGAAGUGGGUCGUGAUUUCACGGGACACGAUGUCAGUAUGCAGAUGGGAGGAGAGCUCAAAUCGGGUCACGGAACUUGACGGAAAGUAUUACAAAUGUCACGCCCCCUGGAACAACAAUGCAGAGUAUGAGAUUAUUCCAAAUGUUCCUGGUAUGUAUGUUUCAAUUUUAUGCCUAUCGUGUUUUGAUAUUCCGAUUCUAACUAAUCAUUAAAAUUGUAUGCAUCAUGAGUUUCUGAAGUCUAGUUGCAGAACUGUAGCUCUUUAAGUAAAGUUUCAUGGAGGUGGAGCAAC
Ostrea edulis (European flat oyster) is the source of this 607-nucleotide messenger RNA. Its product is annotated as starch-binding domain-containing protein 1-like. Gene Ontology annotation, molecular function: starch binding. Gene Ontology annotation, cellular component: membrane. The coding region runs from base 105 to 527 and encodes 140 amino acids. The record is from RefSeq and is a predicted model, not a curated record. The transcript is spliced from 2 exons. NCBI's taxonomy places the organism in Eukaryota, Metazoa, Mollusca, Bivalvia, Ostreida, Ostreidae.